Microstroma glucosiphilum is the source of this 1728-nucleotide messenger RNA. Its product is annotated as sulfate adenylyltransferase. The record is from RefSeq and is a predicted model, not a curated record. Gene Ontology annotation, molecular function: adenylylsulfate kinase activity; ATP binding; sulfate adenylyltransferase (ATP) activity. Bases 1 to 1728 code for a protein of 575 amino acids. Gene Ontology annotation, cellular component: cytoplasm. Gene Ontology annotation, biological process: sulfur amino acid metabolic process. The transcript is spliced from 2 exons. NCBI's taxonomy places the organism in Eukaryota, Fungi, Basidiomycota, Exobasidiomycetes, Microstromatales, Microstromataceae.
AUGGCAAACUCUCCUCACGGUGGUGUCCUCAAGGACCUCAAUGUCCGCGAUGCCCCCAUUGCCGCACAGCUCCUCGCAGAGGCCAGCACCUUGCCAGACAUUGUCCUCACCGAGCGACAGCUAUGUGACUUGGAGCUGAUCCAGAAUGGUGGCUUCUCACCUCUGGAGGGUUUCUUGGGUGAGGCCGACUACAGAAGUGUCUGCACAGACAUGCGUCUGGCCAACGGCGGUGCUCUCUGGCCCAUGCCCAUCACCCUCGAUGUCUCCAAGGAGCAGGUACAGCAGCUCGGUCUCCAGUCUGGCGCCCGUGUCGUCCUCCGAGACCCUCGUGACGACAACGCCCUCGCCAUCCUGACCGUGUCCGAUAUCUUCCCCGUCGACAAGGCCUUUGAGGCAGAGCACGUCUUUGGAGCCAACGACCCUGCCCACCCUUCCGUCACCUACCUGAUCAAGAACGUCAAGGACUUCUACGUCGGUGGUAACAUUCAGGCCAUCUCCAAGCCUCAGUACUACGACUACGUCGCCCUACGAUUCACCCCCGCCGAGCUCAGGCAGCACUUUGCCAAGGUCGCAUGGCGCAAGGUUGUCGCUUUCCAGACCAGGAACCCCAUGCACAGGGCUCACCGUGAGCUCACUGUUCGAGCUGCCCGCCAGAGGCAAGCCAAUGUUCUCAUCCACCCCGUCGUUGGUAUGACCAAGCCGGGAGACGUUGACCACUACACCCGUGUCCGCGUCUACGCUUCCCUCAUGCCUCGGUAUCCCAACGGUAUGGCCCACCUGGCUCUGCUUCCUCUCGCCAUGAGGAUGGGUGGUCCCAAGGAGGCCGUCUGGCACGCCAUCAUCAGGAAGAACUUUGGUGUCACCCACUUCAUCGUCGGUCGUGACCACGCUGGACCUGGAAAGAACUCGCAAGGAAAGGACUUCUACGGUCCCUACGAUGCUCAGGAGCUCGUGACAAAGUACACUGCCGAGCUGGGUAUCGAGAUGGUUCCCUUCCAGCAGAUGACAUACCUGCCUUCCACCGACGAGUACCAGCCCGCCGACGAGGUCACCCCCGGCACACAGACUCUGGACAUUAGCGGUACUGAGCUGCGAAGGAGGCUGAAGAGCGGUGCUCCUAUCCCCGACUGGUUCUCAUACGAGUCGGUUGUCAAGACGCUGCGAGAGUCGUAUCCUCCCAAGGCCUCGCAGGGCUUCACCAUCUUCUUCACCGGUCUCUACGGUUCUGGCAAGGACGAUGUGGCCAAGGCUCUGCAGACUCGCCUGAACGAGCAGGGUGGACGCUCCGUCUCUCUGCUUCUCGGUGAGACUGUCCGAUCUGAGCUCUCUGCCGAGCUUGGCUUCUCGCCCGAGGACCGUCACAAGAACAUUCAGCGAAUCGCCUUUGUUGCCGCUGAGCUCACCCGAGCUGGCGCAGCUACCCUCGUAGCUCCCAUUGCCCCUUAUGCCGCCUCGCGAGCUGCCGCCAGGCAACUCAUCAACUCCACUGGUGGCUCCGGAAACUUCUUCCUGGUUCACAUCUCUACUCCUCUCGAGGUGUGUGAGAAGCAUGACCGAAAGGGUGUGUACAAGAAGGCUCGUGCGGGAGAGAUUCAGAACUUUACCGGUGUCAGCGACAAGUACGAGGAGCCUACGGAUGCCGAUGCUACUUUCGACCUGAGCAAGGUGACUGUGGCUGAGGCUACACACGGAUGUGUACUGCUCCUCGAGGCUGCUGGACUGGUCUGA